AUGGCGUCUCAGCAACAGUCCCGCAUCCAGUCUUACCUGGAGAGGAACAAAAUCGGACCCCUGUUUGAGGAAAUGAUGACCAAACUGAUAACUGAGACUCCAGACCAUCCAAUCCCGUUUCUAAUUGGACAUUUACAGACCAAACAGGAAAGUCCAGGCCGGAUUCACCGAACGCUGUCUGGAUCUGCAGCUCUGUGGGCCGAGAGCGACUAUUCAGAAAGCAAAAGUAAUCGACGGGAUUUCAGGAGUUACGACAGAGCCUGGCAGAUUCACCCCAAGAAGCCCAAAAAGUCCAAGAGUGACUUAGCAGUGUCCAACAUUUCUCCUCCUUCUUCUGAGUCAAAGUCUCUGCCUCGUUCUAUAGAGUGUCCCUCAUGGGACUGGAGGACCAAACCCGAGAGCCGGGACUUUGACGAGCUCAACCACAUCCUGCGGGAGAGCAAGAAGCUGGGCAAAGCAUUGGAGAACCUAUCCCGAAGUAUUGCCUUAUCUGAUGAGCUUGAUCAGGACCCACGGCUUUAUAACUCGGUCUUGCGGCCCCGUAUUGUGGGCGAGUGGCUGGGCAGAGACGAGGACGACGCUGACCCACUGGCUGCUGAGAUGCUCCAGCCGCCUGUCCCCAGGGCAAAGAACGAGGGAUGGAGCAGCCAAGACACCAGUCCUGCAGGGAGCCUGAAGAUGGAGGUGAAGACGAAAGGGCUGAAGCAGCAGCAGCAGCACCGGAAGAAGCUCCUGGCAGCCAUGUUGUCUCAGGACUCAUUCGACUCAAUGGCCAGCUCGGCUCCGUCCAUCACCGAGGACGAGAUGGAGGAUGAGGACGACGCCAUGGAGCUUCUGGAGGACCUGGAUGACCUGAGGAUGGAGGGGGUCACUGGCCUGGUUUCUUCUGGCAGUAAGUUCAGCCAAGGGCGCAGCUCCUACUGCCCCGAACCGCAGGCCAAAGUCACUCUCAACAUCUGCUCAAGGUGUGCCAGGCUUCAGGGGGAUAGUCUCGCUCCAGCCGGCGCUGAGGAGGAACCAGUACCGCAUAUUCCUGAGCAGGCCAUGCCUGAAGUGACAUGUCCAUUGCCUGGAGUGACUGAGCCUCUGACUGCCACCGAGCUGGAACUCCAGAGCGCUUCUCAAGUGUCCGCACCGCGCUACCCUGCAUGGACAUCUGACGUGAAGCCGGUGAGAGGCACGAGCCCACAGGCACAGAGGCGAGCGCUACAGCUCAAGGAGCUUCUCUUUUCGAAAGAGCUGGAGAACAUGGGCAAGCACCUUGCUGAGGUGGAGAAGGACUUGGCCAAGCUGGCUGAACAAGGGAAGCUCAGCAGGAGUCCCAUCAGCCCCCACAGCAGCCUGCUCCUGCCUGUGAACCCUCACAGUGCCAACGCGCUGCCCAUGCCAGGCUUCAGCUCCAAGCCCAACUCGCCAAGCAAGACUCCCGUGCUGCCGCUCAUCAUCAGCCGGACUCAAUCUCCCAGCAACCCCUGCAGCAGAGCCCAGACCCCCAGCAGGCCCAUGACCCCCAACAGCCUCAUGAUGCGCUCUCUACCUACUACAAGCCACGGAAACCCAGAUCGCAUGUACAGGCGCUCAAGGAGCAGACCGGUUACCCCGACUGGGCAAAUAACACGACCUCUUCUGACCCCUCCCGGUCUCAGCAGCACAGACAGCUUCAGUCUGCGCAGCACACUGUCUGAGGAUGAAUUUUACCGGCAGCUGCAGGCCGUCAGACAGCCUUGGCUCAUCCCCAGUGACACUGAGAGCGAGUGUAUGGAGCGUCCAGAGCAGGACACGUGUAACCCUGGCGGAAUGAGAGAUGCUAGUAAACGAUCAGUGUUUUCAGGUCUAUCUCUAGAGAAACUUCACUUGAAGUAGAAUUUGAGGAACGAGUUUUCUGGGAUCAUGUCAUACAGCGUGACAGAAUUGUACAGUGUAAAAGAGGCUUUAUCCUGUAUCACUGCCCUGGAUGACCAACACAGCAAGCACUCUUUUACUUCCUACAAUGAAUGACAGAAGCAACAUGUAGAACAAGAUGAGAUUUAUUUUCUUUUGUACCAAUGAUGCACUGCAUAUAUAGCCUGCUACAACUUGUAUGAUGCAAAUUAAACUGAUUUAUACGGUU
Messenger RNA from Neoarius graeffei (lesser salmon catfish), 2110 nucleotides. It is a transcript of the gene c19h8orf34, whose product is annotated as chromosome 19 C8orf34 homolog. NCBI's taxonomy places the organism in Eukaryota, Metazoa, Chordata, Actinopteri, Siluriformes, Ariidae. The transcript is spliced from 15 exons. The record is from RefSeq and is a predicted model, not a curated record. The coding region runs from base 1 to 1863 and encodes 620 amino acids.